GUAAAUAAUAAUAUCCUAUUUAUAUAAAAGAGUGCUUUAUGGGCUACACUGCUCCCUGUAGAAUAGUGCCAAUAAAAAGCAGUUUUAGCAUACAUUUCCCUCGUGUCACUAUAGAGUUAAAACAAUAAAAUCAACACAAUAAAGCAGCAUUUCCGUUUCAAGAUGGUGAGUUUUCUACCGAAUCAGUUCCCAUGAACACACAUGGCUGGUUUUAUGAAGAGCCACUUUUAUUGCAGCAGCAGCUCGUGAGCUGAUUCAUCCACUCAGAGGAACCGAAGCUCAGAUGGGGAACUGACAGCACAGGAGGAGGACUUCCACGAACACAUCCACUCCUCAAGGAACGCUGAGGAGAGGCUACUGUAGUUUCUGUCGGGAAUAUAAACAGCAACAGGAGUUACGUUGUUGCCAGUUGCCGGGAAUUAUUUGUUACUUUGAAACGCGUCGCUUACUCGCUGUGAAAGUGAAUGGAUACAGAGUUUUUUUUUCCUAGCAAGUUUUUAGCCGCCUGGCUAACCAGCCGUAAGAUAUGAAGACUUCGAGUCCACGACAGACUUACAGACUCAGUAUUUACUCUUAGUGAACUCUUACGAGCACUUUUAUUUCGAUUUAUUUCAGCUGAGUCCAACAUAUGUGUUGUGAAACAGCGAGCAAGUUUGCGUUUAGUUUUGACAGUGAACUUACUCACUUUCCCACCCUCUUGAUCUACUCCACCCAGAGACAUGUCCCCUCAUGCACAAGUACCUGGGGUGGGUGGAUCACCUGUUCAAGGCUUCAAAGUGAAGGAAGAAUGGCAGAGGAACUGACUCCUACAGGAAAAGGGUUCUUUGGUGAUCUUUAUUAACUUCAUUGCACCACAAAGGAAGGGUUUCUUCCUUGAUAGGCUCGCUGUUGCAAUGCCACACAGUCCUGUGGUGUGACAGCAGCCUCGUCGUCAUGCUGGCCCUUGGAGUGGACCAUGGAAAAAGAGAGGGGAGUGUCGUCGCAGGAAAGACGGCGACAACAACGGCAGCGUGGCCGAUGACGCGAGAGCCUGGCAUCAACAUCAAGCAGAAAAUCUCCCAAUGGGAGGGACUCAGCCAGCAGGAGGACGUCCCCAGUGGGAAUAUUAAGCCCCAGCGGAAUCUUGCAUCUCGCAGGCUUUCAGGGGACCUCCUUGGAAAUGGACUUGAUGGCAAUGAUGGAGGUCAUAACAAAGCGACUGUAUCAAAAGCCAAAAGCCUGGGUUUGGAUUUCAGGGAAAACCAGAUGACUUUUAGACCUGUUACAGAUGAACUCCAGUCUGAUUUCCCAAGAAAUCGAACUCAUUCAAAUAAAUUAGUUACAUCAACUCCUGUGACUAAGCCUUUAAGCACUGUAACCCAAGUCCAAGUGGCUAAACUGAAUGUUAAAAGCAAUAAUAUCAAGACAAACCAUUCCACAGAUGUCGAAAUUACAUCUCUACCUCAAUGUGUAGAUGAGGCGUCAUUGCCUCCGGGGAACUUUUACACCUCCAGGGGUUUCUGGAAAAGACUGGAGGCAGAUGACUCUUUAUGGGAGAAGGAGAAGGAUUCCUCAAUAGUGACUAAGGGUCUUGGUGAAAUUGGACCUUCUUCUCCUCCACCUAAACCACAGCGCACAUUCCAGUACAAGGGUGCGAGCAAUCCGCCCGGCCAAUGGAUGCAACUGGAGAACCAGACUCCAUCAGUCAGCAAAUCGAAUCAAGUCCGGAAGCAUGACAUCAUACUAAAGCCACCCAGCUGUCCACCUCCUCCUUGUCCAGUCAAUACUAUCAAUGGGUUUUCCAGAAGCAGAAAGAACAGGAAGUCAUUUGAGUUUGAGGAUGUGGUACGGCGGACAGCGCAACAGGCCUCUAGAAGGAAGGAGGGCCUCCGAUCAGGUCUUUACCACGCCCGGUCUGAAGACAGCAUCUAUGAGGACAUCAUCUCGGAUAUGUCAAAAGAGAACCCAUAUGAAGACAUCAAGCUUUCUCCUAUGUGUUUACCUAUAAGACGGCCACGAAACUACACAGUUGGACAGAGAGAGAGCCCUCACAUCAAGAUCUCACCAAAGCCCUUCACACUAUUACCUAACAGUGACCGGUUGCAUAAAAUGGGGCGGGACCGCAAAGAAUCCAUAACGUCACCUACACGUACCUCUACUACAAACACUCCUAAAUCAUCAGCAGCCAAACCUGCUACUACAUACAGGACAAACCGACAACCCCCGCUUGUAAACAGGAUCCAGGAGAUAUUUGAAGCCAAAAGAGGAAGGAAACGAGUAUGGGCGACAGCAACCAGAGAUGAAUUAAGUGGAACAGAGAGUGAUCCUGAGGAGAGCUCUAAAGAUCACUCCCAGCGAACAGUGUACGUUCAGUCAACUUUAAAGCGACGGCCGGGUUACCGCACUUUAGAGAGGGACCUGAUCCAACUACAAGAGCAGCAGCUCUUCCAGCAAUUUGUAGUGGUGUCACUUAGAAAAGCUUCCCCUGGAAACGCAUACAUCCCUGAGAUCACACAACAAUUCCCUACGAAGUUUGAGAAGUCUUCUCGUCUGUCUCGUGAGGCUGAAGACAGAUUAAGGGCCAUUCCCAAGUUUUGUUUUCCUGACUGUCAUGACUGGCGUCCCUCCUCGGACCACAACAGUGAAACGUUUUCUUUUGUCCUAACGGGGGAGGACGGAAGUCGCUUGUUUGGAUACUGCCGCAAAAUCCUGCCCAGUGGGAAGGGGAAGAGACUGCCUGAAGUUCACUGCAUCAUCAGCAGACUGGGCUGCUUCAAUCUCUUCUCAAAGAUCUUGGAGGAGGUGGAGAGGAGGAGAGAGAUUUCCCCGGCCUUGGUUCAUCCUUUCAUGCACAGUGUCAUGGAAGCCCCCUUUCCCGCUCCUGGACACACCAUCACCGUCAAGAGCUUCCUGCCGGGCUCUGGCAAUGAGGUUCUGACUCUGUGCAGGCCGGUGGACUCUCGUUUGGAGCAUGUGGACUUUGAGAGUUUGCUACAGUGUCUCAGUGUGACCAGACUCCUGCAGGUCUUCGCUUCUCUGCUGCUGGAGAGGAGAGUGAUCUUCAUCGCAGACAAACUUGGUGUCUUAUCCCGAUGUGCCCAUUCUGCCUUGGCGUUGCUGUAUCCCUUUACGUGGCAGCACACGUUCGUACCGGUGCUUCCUGCCAACAUGCUGGACAUAUGCUGCUCUCCCACUCCUUUUGUAAUGGGGGCGCUGUCUCCAUCCUUGCCUGAGGUGCUGGAUAUGCCCAUUGAGGAGGUUCUUAUUGUGGAUUUGUGUGCGGACAAGUUUGUCGUUCAGCUUGGAGACGAGGACUGUAUCUUACCUAGAAAGCUGCAGGCAGCGCUUCAGGAGAUACUGGAGAACAGGGAGGAGAUCCUAGAACAAAACACGAGAGACAGGAAAGGAGAUAAAUCAGACCUGAGCACUUUGGUGUCAGAGGCGUUUGUGUGGUUCUUUGUUGAGCUGGUGGGACAUUAUUCUCUGUACAUGAGCGACACAGGACCCGGUGGCACCCGAGAGCUGCAGAGAGACGCUUUCAGGAAAUCUCAUCCAUCCCGAGGAGUGCGACAGAUUCUCCAGCUCUUUAUGGACACGCAGAUGUUUGCUGGUUUCAUUCAUGACCGAGAGCUCAGAAAAGGAGGUGUUAAAGGGCUGUUUGAAAUGAGAGCAGCAGAAUAUUUGGAUUCUUAUCCUGAACCUGAACCAAGUGGAGUCAACAAAUUUCUUAAGGGGCUCGGAAAUAAAAUGAAAUUCUUGCAGAAGAAAUAGAGAACCGUUUCAGAUGCCAAGUAUGAGCGGCUUUUUUUCAAAAUCGUGUGAUGACUCAACCAGCAUGUCAGUUCCUCUCCCGUAGCCAAUGCUGAAGGGUGGAGAGGAGUUCAAGACUGGAAUCAGCUUGUUCUGCCCUGAAAAUUCUCCCGUCACGAAUGACGAAAAGGCUGGAAAUUAGUUCAUAACCACAAGGAACAAAGAGGACUGAAUUAGAACAAAGAGGAAAGGGAGGAGUCUGUGUCAUGAGUCAUGACAUUGUAAUUUUGAUAAAUAAGGACAAAUCUGAAUAUGAAUGCAUAAUAACAAGAGUUGGGGUAACGGCCAUAUCAGAGGUCUUGCAUGUUUUUAUUGUCUUAAUGUAUUUUUUAUUAAACCAGACAAUACGGUAAGCUUAUGUGUUAACCGAAAACCUUUUCCAACUGGACAUUUUUUUGUUUCAAAGAAAAUAUGACGAAGGAUGACUUCUAUUCCCCUUCAGGAAUUAAUUUAUGACUCUUCCUAUGCACGGAAACUGUCUUUCCAGUUAAAUGUCAAGCAUUUAUUUUUAGCCAGAUUUUCUGUUUUGAGAACUAUCGUUGCAAAUGUUUCAGUUUUACAUUUUUGUACAGUUUUGUUUUUAGACAACAUUUGAUAUUUUUUUGUAACAUUUCAAAAUAAAAAAACAUUUCUGAAGCAAUGUUGGACAGGAAGUGGGAAUCAAACAAUGUGAUCUUGUUGUAGAAAUUGAAAUUUUGGAUGAGUGUUCAGCGAUUGAGAAUGUACAGGGUGCUUGGGUUUAAAAUAUGAGAAACGUAUAAUGAAAGUGGAGUGUACAGUAUUAUUAAAAAACAGCACUUACAGCAGUAAUGUGGAUCUGGUGGCUACUUGAAAGAAGCUAAAUAGCUAUAAUAUAGAUUUGACCCUUUUUUUGGACAUGUUACAUAAGUCCAUUUGUGUAUUUUAAUACUUUUGAUGACUACUAUUAUUCCUAAAACAUGUAACAACAGUGAGCCACUGUUGCUGCGUAAUAAAAUCAGCCCAAAGGCUAAU
Molecule: messenger RNA, 4782 nt
Organism: Sinocyclocheilus grahami
Lineage: Eukaryota; Metazoa; Chordata; Actinopteri; Cypriniformes; Cyprinidae
Gene: dennd2c
Product: DENN/MADD domain containing 2C
Exons: 20
Coding region: 934-3750 (938 amino acids)
Source: RefSeq, a predicted model, not a curated record